CAAAUUACCAUCAUUUACUGAGAUCAGACACGUUGACCCCGUAGCACAAGCCGUUUCCAUGGGAACGGUCCUCAUACGGAAGCUCGCGUGAAUAACAGAGGGAGGGAGUGAAACGCGAAGCGGACGGGAGGCAGCGCUCGGAGGCCUGACGUGGAAGGUGUCCGGACCAGAGAAACAAACUCCUGAGCAACAGAACCGGCGAAGGUCCAGUCGGCCUGAAGCUUCACGCCACUCGGCAGCAUGAGUCUGGAUAAAGCAAAGCUGUGCGACUCGCUGUUGAUCUGGUUGCAGACAUUUCAGGUCCCGUCAUGUGAUAACAAGCACGAUCUAACGAGUGGAGUGGCCAUUGCUCACGUGCUCUACAGAAUAGACCCCUCUUGGUUUAAUGAGACGUGGCUUGGCAGGAUCAAGGAGGAGAGCGAGGCCAACUGGCGCCUUAAAGUCAGCAACUUGAAGAAGGUCCUGAAAAGCAUGCUGGAGUAUUACCAUGAUGUGCUCGGUCAGCAGGUGUCCGACGAGCAUUUACCAGACGUGAACCUCAUAGGCGAGCUGGGAGACGUGACGGAGCUGGGCAAGCUGCUGCAGCUCGUGUUGGGCUGCGCCGUCAGCUGUGAAAAGAAACAAGAGCAAAUCCAGCAGAUUAUGACACUUGAGGAAUCUGUCCAGCAUGUUGUGAUGACAGCCAUUCAGGAGCUUCUAACGAAGGAACCGACAUCUGAACCAGGAAGUCCAGAGACGUAUGGAGACUUUGACUACCAGUCCAGGAAGUAUUACUUUCUGAGUGAGGAAGCUGGCGAGAAGGAGGACCUGACGCAGCGCUGCAGAGACCUUGAGCAUCAGCUGUCGCUGAGCGCGGAGGAGAGGUCGUCCCUCCAGGCGGAGGUCCGCUCCCUGAGGGAGAGGCUUAGCCGCAGCGACUCUCUGGAUGCCACAACCACCGCCAUCACGGGCAAGAAGCUGCUGCUGCUGCAGAGUCAGAUGGAGCAGCUGCAGGAGGAGAACUACAGGCUGGAGAACGGCAGAGACGACCUGCGCGUUCGUGCAGACAUGCUGRAGCGAGAGGUGGCUGACCUGCAGCAGAGGAACGAGGAGCUGACGAGUCUGGCGCACGAAGCCCAGGCUCUUAAAGACGAGAUGGACAUCCUCAGACACUCGUCUGACCGGGUGAACCAGCUGGAGGCGCUGGUGGAGACCUACAAGAGGAAGCUGGAGGACCUGGGCGACCUGCGCAGACAGGUGCGCCUCCUGGAGGAGCGCAACACCGUGUACAUGCAGCGCACCUGCGAGCUGGAGGAGGAGCUGCGGCGGGCCAACGCCGUCCGCGGUCAGCUGGACACCUACAAGAGACAGGCUCAUGAGCUUCACAACAGGCACACAGCGGAGGCCAUGAAGGCUGAGAAGUGGCAGUUUGAGUAYAAGAAUCUUUAUGACAAGUAUGACGCACUGCUGAAGGAGAAAGAACGUCUCAUUUCAGAAAGAGACUCGCUUCGGGAAGCAAACGAUGAGCUGCGGUGUGCACAGGUCCAGCAGGGCUGCCUGAGCGGAACAGCAGACUUGUCCGACGGUGACGUGACGGUGGGGAACCUCGCUGCAGAGAUCAUGCCCACUGAGCUAAAGGAAACGGUCGUCCGUCUGCAGAGCGAGAACAAGAUGCUGUGCGCUCAGGAGGAGACCUACAGACAGAAACUAGUGGAGGUCCAGGCCGAGCUGGAAGAGGCGCAGCGCAGCAAGAACAGCCUGGAAACCCAGAACAGGUUGAACCAGCAGCAGAUCUCAGAGCUGCGCUCUCAGGUGGAGGAGCUCCAGAAAGCGCUGCAGCAGCAGGACAGCAAACACGAGGACGCCAUCUCGUCAUUGUUGAAGAAAAAGCUGGAGGAGCAUUUGGAGAAGCUGAAUGAAGCUCACUCUGACCUCCGGAAGAAACGGGAGGUCAUCGACGACCUUGAGCCCAAAGCGGACAGCAACAUGGCCAAGAAGAUAGAUGAACUCCAGGAGAUCCUUCGGAAGAAGGACGAGGACAUGAAACAGAUGGAGCAGAGAUACAAACGCUACAUGGAGAAAGCCAGAACGGUGAUCAAAACUCUGGAUCCCAAGCCGCCGGCUCCGACUCCCGACGUCCAGUCUCUGAGGAACCAGCUGACGGAGAAGGAAAGAAAACUCCAGCAUCUGGAGCACGACUACGAACAGAGCCGAGUCAGACACAGCCAGGAGGAGAAGCUCAUAAUCAGCGCCUGGUACAACAUGGUCGGGCAUGGCGUUGCACCAGCAGGUGUCGGGCGAGCGGCUGGGACCUGGAAACCAGGCCAUGUCCUUCCUGGCCCAGCAGAGACAGUCCACCAACGCCCGGCGCGGCCUGGUCCGCCUCCAGCCCAGAUGAGGCGGGACGGGACGGCCAGGUCCACCUCUAACCUUGAUGCCUUCACUUGGACCGCUGCACGUUUCCCUCUGUCUCGUGUUGCUGCUGCCCCCUGCUGGCUCACAGCCACAUGACAGUGCUGUGUUUUUCUGUAAUUUGCCUCCAGCAGGUUUUGUCACCUUUUCAGGUGACUCUUUUUGUUUCUUGUGUAGCCUCUACA
Molecule: messenger RNA, 2576 nt
Organism: Poecilia reticulata (guppy)
Lineage: Eukaryota; Metazoa; Chordata; Actinopteri; Cyprinodontiformes; Poeciliidae
Source: RefSeq, a predicted model, not a curated record